Athalia rosae (coleseed sawfly) is the source of this 2694-nucleotide messenger RNA. It is a transcript of the gene Septin1, whose product is annotated as septin-1. Gene Ontology annotation, molecular function: GTP binding; molecular adaptor activity; GTPase activity. Gene Ontology annotation, biological process: cell division; regulation of exocytosis; cytoskeleton-dependent cytokinesis. The record is from RefSeq and is a predicted model, not a curated record. Gene Ontology annotation, cellular component: septin ring; microtubule cytoskeleton; cell division site. The transcript is spliced from 6 exons. The coding region runs from base 327 to 1406 and encodes 359 amino acids. Lineage: Eukaryota; Metazoa; Arthropoda; Insecta; Hymenoptera; Athaliidae.
UUCUAACAAAGAUUGAAAUGCAGCAGGAAUAUCGCGUGCGUUGACUGAAGACUCCGCGUGAUCAAGUUACAUUAUUGUUGAAUGAUUCCGGAACAGCGAGCCUUGCACUCUUCAGUUUUCGCACGUUGAUCUGUCAGGGCAGUCAGAGUUGCUGAGUUCAGGGUAGUGGUUGGGGCUAAUCAGGGGUACAAGGGGUACAAUUCGUCAACUGGAUAUCAACGAAGCUCCCAAUAGAUUCAUGUGUAGCAUAAAUUCACAGUAAAACAUUUCCACCGAUUGCAAUAAACUAUCGGAUUUUUCAUCCAGUCUUGGUUACGUCCGAUAAAAUGUCAAGCGAAAGUGUCAAAACGUUUGCGAGUCUGGAGACACCCGGAUAUGUUGGUUUUGCUAAUCUACCCAACCAAGUGCAUCGCAAGUCCGUCAAAAAGGGGUUUGAAUUUACAUUGAUGGUUGUCGGCGAAUCUGGACUUGGAAAAUCCACGCUGGUGAAUAGCCUGUUCCUUACAGACUUGUACCCAGAGAGAAUUAUUCCCGAUGCAGUUGAAAAGACAAAUCAAACUGUCAAGCUGGAUGCCUCGACUGUGGAAAUAGAAGAGAGGGGUGUGAAACUUCGGUUAACGGUUGUAGAUACACCUGGAUAUGGUGAUGCCAUUGAUAAUACCGACAGUUUUAGGGCAAUAAUUCAGUAUAUCGACGAUCAGUUUGAGAGAUUUCUGAGAGACGAGAGUGGCCUCAAUCGUAGAAAUAUUGUCGACAAUAGAAUCCACUGUUGUUUUUACUUCAUAUCUCCAUUUGGUCAUGGAUUGAAGCCCCUGGACAUCGAGUUUAUGAAGCAACUUCACAACAAAGUAAAUAUUGUGCCAGUAAUAGCAAAAGCAGACGUACUUACGAAGAAGGAAGUUUUGCGUCUAAAGAAACGCGUCAUGGAAGAAAUAGAAGGUAGUGGUAUAAAGAUAUACCCACUUCCGGACUGUGACAGCGACGAGGAUGAGGAUUACAAAGAACAGGUCAGGCAGUUGAAAGAAGCCGUGCCGUUUGCCGUUUGUGGCGCCAACACUCUUCUGGAAGUAAAAGGAAGAAAAGUUCGGGGACGGUUGUAUCCGUGGGGAGUUGUAGAAGUAGAAAACCCUGACCAUUGUGACUUCAUUAAGUUGAGAACAAUGCUCAUAACACAUAUGCAGGAUCUUCAAGAAGUUACCCAAGAAGUUCAUUAUGAGAAUUAUCGUUCCGAGAGACUAGCUAAGGGAGCUCCAGCCCCACCGAGACGUCAAACGAUCAUCGAGUCUGAAAAAACUACUUCGGUGAAUGAGAAAGAUCGUAUUCUACAAGAAAAAGAGGCUGAGUUACGACGCAUGCAGGAGAUGCUGGCCCAGAUGCAAGCCCAAAUGCAACAACAACAGCCUUAGAAUUUGAGGCGUGCUAAAUACCUUGAGGAUAGAAUCUCCAUCUUGCCAGGUGCCAAAAGUAAAGAAAAACUAUAGUACUAUCUGAAAUUUCGAUCAAUCACGUGAAUUGCUCCAAUAUUUCUUCUAUCCUAUCAAAAUUCAAUCCAUAUUAUAGUGAAAACUUUUCCAGAAAAAAGAUUAUACGAUAUAACUGAAAAGAAUGUCUUAUCCCCGAUGGGUAAUUCAGAAUAUCUGUAGCUUUUUUUUUCCUAAAUAUCAGGUGGAACGUGCACAAUGAAUAUCUGCCUACCUAUAUUAGAAACUGAACCAAAAAAUGAAAAAAUAUGCAGUAUUUUUUUAAAUUCUUUACAAUUUAAGUAUGGAGAGUGCCUUGCUGUGUUUUAUUUGUACGAGGUGCAUCAUUUUGGCACACUUCUUUCACGUAGCCCAGAACCUUGAAAUUUUUCUCUCCGAUAUCUUGUGCUUCUUAAAAGGCUACCGUUCGAAAUUGGACUUUAAGAUGGGUUGAAAAAGAUGCAGAGAAGACCUCGUAACAUGAGGAGACUACGAACAAUCUAAUCGCAAUUGCAAUAUGUAAGACCACAUUGGCGCGUGUAUAAUCGUGCUUAAAAUAUGCAUAUAACUAGAUAACAUUUUGUGUAAGGGAGGUAUGAAUUAAAUUUUCGUAUUUCGAUAUAAAACUUUUCUCAUAUCAAAAUUAUGAUUAAUUACUGCCAAAUCGAAUCCGAAAAUUUUCGAAUGUGAUUAAGCAAAUAGAAUCAUAUUAGGUAUUGACUAAAUUGCUAAAAAUCAUUCAGAGUACAUACUUAAAGAUAUUAUAUAUACAUAUUUUUUCUAUAAAAAAAUAAAUAAAGAAUAGGCUACUUGAUCGUUGUGAGAACGCAUUUAUGUAAUCAUUACUGAAAUUUUACUUGUGUAUAGGCUUCAAACUAUUAUGUUUUUUCGUAGGCAUAUUACUAUUUUAAUCCUAGCCUUCGUGAAAAGGCUUUUUUUUCUUCCAAUUUGUAUGCGUUCAAUUUUUUCUAAUGCGGAAACGGUUAUCGCCCAUCUUCUUGAAGUGAAAUCGAUCAAGGGGUUGUCAAAUAUUUCGCAGACGUGAAUGUGAAGUAGAUAGGCUUUUUAAGGAUUUAUAGGAAAUUACAUUAUCAGGUAUACAUAUAAGCUAUUUUAUUACAGAUCGAAAGCUCUUGACAACUCCUCCGUCGAGCCUAGUGAUUUUAUUAUAACACUUGAUAAGUUUUCUAAUUACAAACAAAAAAGAAAAUAUAUAUGUUAUAUUGACUCGUAA